AAAGCCAAACCGACCAUAAUUUUAACUACUCAUUGGUCUUUCGUUUUCAUUAGUCUUUCGUUUGUUUGUGGGUAUAACAUAGGAGUAGUGUGAUGAACACCCUAUUCUUUCAAAUUUCUACUUCAGUUUUACUAAAAUCAGUUCGUUCAAUUUCUUCUUCUUCUCACUCAUUACAUGGGAGUAUAUCUUGUUUCAAUUUACACUGGAAAAAGUGCGUUAAUUACCCCUAUAUUAAACCCAUUUACUUUGGGUCAGAUUCAUCUGUGUUGGCAAGGUUUAUUGAUUUUAAGUGCUAUACUACUAAGAAAAAAUCUACCCAGAAUCGAAAAUUAAACUCUGAGAUUGGUACAAUCGAGGGAGAUGAUAAGGAAAAGGAGGGGUUUUUUGUUGUUCGUAAAGGGGAUAUUGUUGGGGUUUACAAGAGUUUUAGUGAAUGCCAAGCACAAGUUGGAUCUUCGAUAUCCGACCCUCCAGUUAGUGUAUAUAAAGGAUUUCUUUUGCCUAAAGAUUCGGAGGAAUAUCUUGCUUCUCAUGGGUUUCAGAAUGCUUUCUAUACCAUCAAAGCUUCAGAUCUGAAAGAUGAUCUUUUUGGCAAACUUUUCCCUUGUCCUUUAGUGGAACCUGGAUCUUCUAGAACUGAAAUGUCCGUCACAGAAUUGCCACAGAAAAGGCCUCACGAUCUUCUAGAAGCAGGAAAUCAGGGGGCUAUUGAAUCACAGUCAAAUGCUUCUGACCCAUUGACCAAGCAGCAGAAGUUAAACCAUGUGCCUUCCGAUAGUGUGAGUAAGCGUUCCUGUAUCCUUCAUUUUGAUGGUGCUUCAAAAGGAAAUCCUGGUCCUGCUGGUGCCGGAGUUGUGCUUCGAACAUCUGAUGGAGCCUUGAUAUGUAGAAUUCGUCAAGGCUUGGGAGUUGCUACCUGUAAUGCUGCUGAAUAUCAUGCCGUUAUUUUAGGGUUAAAGAAAGCUCUGGAGAUGGGUUAUACAAGUAUCCAAGUGCUGGGUGACAGCAAACUUGUCUGCAUGCAGCUUCUGGGUUUAUAUAAAGUCAAUGAAAAGAUGUCUCCCUUCCAUGAAGAGACCUUGAAACUGAAGGAAAAGUUUUCUUCUUUCCAGAUCACUCAUGUUCUAAGGGAUUUGAACUCGGAUGCUGAUGCACAAGCAAACUUUGCUGUCUCUCUUGCUGCAAAGCUUCCGCUUUCUUCAUCCUCCGCCUAUGGUGCUGUUGCUGAUCUUGCUGCCGAUGACGAUGAUGACAAUCUUGACCUUGUUCGUAAGCCGCCAGUAACCGUUACUAAACCCGUGGUUCUACCCAAUGUUCUUCAACCACGUGUGGUUGUCUUUGACGGCGUUUGUCGUCUCUGUCAUUCUGGUGUGAAGCUGGUUAUAAAGGCUGAUAAGUACCAGAAAAUAAAGUUCUGCUGCCUUCAGUCUGAGACCGCUGAACCAUAUAUGAAACUCUGUGGUGUGGAAAGGGAGGAUGUGCUUCGCCGCUUUAUAUUCAUUGAAGGUCUAGGCCAAUAUCAUCAGGGUUCUACAGCUGCACUGAAAGUUCUAUCAUACUUGCCAUUCCCUUACUCAGCAUUGAGCUCUCUUUUGAUGAUUCCAACUCCAGCAAGAGAUGCCAUCUAUGACUACAUUGCUAAACGACGCUAUGAUAUAUGUGGAAAGGAGGAAAAAUGUCUUGUUUUGAAGGAACCAGAGAUGCUUGAAUGGUUUGUUGACAGGGAAGAACUUUUGAAGCAACUCCACUCGUGAUAUCUAGCUGUUCCUGCUCUGUGGAGUUGUGCCUUGUUUAUGUGCUACUAAAGUUGUCUUCCUUCGUAACUUAUCCAACUUGUAUAGGUUGUAAUUGUAAGUAAGAGUAACUUAAAAGGUAAUCAAGCAGUGGUGCAGAUUUUGUUUGUUGCUAAUGUGAGUAAAAUGCCUUGUAUAUAUUUGUUCACUAUUUGCCAAUGUCUAUUGCAUGAAAAAAUUGACUGGAAUACUUCUAGUAGAUGGGAACUUUGUAAGUGAAAAAAGAUGGAACUUAACAUUCUAUUGUGGUAUAGACUCUCAUCUAAGCUUCCA
Amaranthus tricolor (Joseph's coat) is the source of this 2066-nucleotide messenger RNA. RefSeq lists its product as uncharacterized. The record is from RefSeq and is a predicted model, not a curated record. Lineage: Eukaryota; Viridiplantae; Streptophyta; Magnoliopsida; Caryophyllales; Amaranthaceae. Gene Ontology annotation, molecular function: nucleic acid binding; protein-disulfide reductase activity; RNA-DNA hybrid ribonuclease activity. The transcript has 11 exons. Bases 93 to 1754 code for a protein of 553 amino acids.